This is a messenger RNA of Strongyloides ratti, 10824 nucleotides long. Its product is annotated as Laminin subunit alpha-5. The transcript has a single exon. Bases 1 to 10824 code for a protein of 3607 amino acids. NCBI's taxonomy places the organism in Eukaryota, Metazoa, Nematoda, Chromadorea, Rhabditida, Strongyloididae. Gene Ontology annotation, biological process: cell adhesion. The record is from RefSeq and is a predicted model, not a curated record.
AUGAAAAGGAUAUUCCUUUAUCAAUACCUUUUAAUAUUAAUUCCAUUAAUAAUUAAUGGAUUUCUUGAACCACCACAAUUUAAUUUAGCUAAACAUAAGAAAAUUAUCGCAACAUCAACAUGUGGUGAACUUCAUGGAAAACCUUAUCGUGAAAUAUUUUGUUCAUUAGCUUCAUCUUUACCAUAUACACCAUAUCAACAAAUGACUAGUGCAAUUGAUGGAAAUCCUUUCCGUGAAGCUCGUGCUGAACAUUCAUUUUUAAGAGAAGGUCAAAGUUGUGAUAUUUGUGAAGCAAAUACUACUUUAGAACAUCCACCAUCAAAUAUGGUUGAUGGUUCUAAUGCCUGGUGGCAAUCACCACCUUUAUCAAGAGGACGAGAAUAUGAAAAAGUUAAUAUUACAAUAGAUCUUGGACAAGAAUUUCAUGUUGCUUAUAUUUAUAUAGCAAUGGCUAAUUCUCCAAGACCAGCAACAUGGGUAUUAGAAAGAUCAACAGAUUAUGGAAAAACUUUUAAACCAUGGCAAUAUUUUGCUGAACAUAAUAGUGAUUGUGCAAGACAUUUUGGUUAUAAUUCAUUAGCUCCAAUAACAAGUGAUGAUAGUAUUGUAUGUAGUAGUGAAUAUUCUAAACUUCAACCAAUGGAUAAUGGUGAAAUAUAUAUUAAUUUACUUGAAAAUCGCCCUGGUAGACAUAAUUUUUCAAAUUCUCCUAUUCUUCAAGAAUUUGCCAGAGCAACAAAUGUUAGAUUAAGACUGUUAUCAGUUGCUACAUUACAUGGUAAUUUAAUGGAUAUUCAUAGAGGAAAUGAUCCAACAGUUACUAGAAGAUAUUUUUAUGCUAUAAAAGAAAUAAAAAUUGGUGGAACAUGUGCAUGUCAUGGUCAUGCUAAAACUUGUGAUUAUUUAGAUUCAACAAGAUCAGAUAAAUUAAUAUGCCGUUGUGAGCAUAAUACUUGUGGUGAUAGAUGUGAUAUGUGUUGUCCUGGAUAUGAACAAAAAAAAUGGCAAUUAUCAAGAAGUGGACAAUUUUUUGAGUGUGAAAAAUGUAAUUGUCAUGGACAUACAAAUGAUUGUAUUUAUGAUGAAGAAUUAGAUAAAAUUAAUGGUUCUUUAGAUAUUUAUGGAAAAUAUUCUGGUGGUGGAAGAUGUCUUAAUUGUCAACAUAAUACUAAAGGUAUUAAUUGUAAUGAAUGUAUUGAUGGAUAUUAUAGACCAGAAGGAAAAAAAUGGAAUGAUAUUGAUGUUUGUAAAAAAUGUAAUUGUGAUCCAUUAAAACAUACUGGAAGAUGUUCUGAGGGUACUGGAAAAUGUGAAUGUUUACCACAAUUUACUGGAGAAAAUUGUGAUAAAUGUUCUAUUGGAUAUUAUAAUGAACCUGAAUGUAAACCAUGUGAAUGUUUUUAUCAGGGUACUGUAAAUAAUGUUUGUCUUCCUAUUGGUGAAAAAUGUCCAUGUAAAAAUAAUUAUGAGGGACAAUUUUGUGAUAUAUGUUCAUCUGGUUAUUUUAAUUUAACAUCAGGUUGUGAAAAAUGUCAUUGUGAUAGUGAAGGUGCAGCAAAUGGUGAAUGUGAUCUUACUACUGGUGCAUGUAAAUGUAAAACAAAUUAUGGUGGAGAUAAAUGUGAUACAUGUGCUAUUGGUUAUUAUAAUUAUCCAACUUGUACAUUUUGUCAAUGUGAUCCAUCUGGUACAGAAGGUGGUAUGUGUGACUCAUUAACUGGACAAUGUUUAUGUAAAAAUGGAUUUUCUGGAGAUAAAUGUAAUCAAUGUGAAGAAAAUUAUUAUGGAUAUCCUAAUUGUAAACCAUGUAAUUGUGAUUCAGCUGGAUCAAAUUCAACACAAUGUCAUUCCACAACUGGUGAAUGUCCUUGUCGUGAAAAUUUUGCAGGUAGAAUUUGUGAUAAAUGUUUACCAGGAUAUUAUGCAUAUCCUGAAUGUUUACCAUGUAAUUGUUUUGCUCAAGGUUCAAAAGGAAAAACAUGUGAUUCAAAAGGAAAUUGUCACUGUAAAGAUAAUUUCCAAGGAAAAAGAUGUGAAAAAUGUAAAGAUAAUUUUUUUAAUUUUCCUGUUUGUGAAGAAUGUAAUUGUGAUCCAGAUGGUGUUACAAAAGAUUUUGGUGGUUGUGAUAAAGUUACACCAGGAGAAUUAUGUGAAUGUAAAAGUAAUGUUAUCGGAAGAACUUGUAAUAAAUGUAAAGAAACUUUUUGGGAUUUAAAAAAAUAUCAUGAUGAAGGUUGUAUUAGUUGUGGUUGUGAUACAACUGGCACACAUUCAGGUCUUAAUCUUUGUGAUGAAAAGAAGGGUCAAUGUCAAUGUAAAUUAUAUAUUUCUGGAAGAAGAUGUGAAAAAUGUAAAGAUGGUUUUUAUAAUAAAAAUGAUAUAAAUUUUCUUGGAUGCCAAUCAUGUAAAUGUAAUUUAGCUUCUUCUCAAGGUAAUACAUGUAAUGCUGAAACAGGACAAUGUCAUUGUAAACCAAGAAUUGGUGGUGAAAAAUGUGAUAAACCAAUUGAAAAACAUUUCUUUCCAACACUUUGGCAUAUGCAGUAUGAAGCUGAAGAUGGUAAAACUCCUGAUAAUAAUGGUGUACGUUUUUCUAUGGAUUCUGAACAAUUUAGUAAUUUUUCAUGGAGAGGUUUUGUUGUAUUUUCACAUAUACAAGAAGAAGUACAUUUAGUUGUUGAUGUUAUGAAAACAUCUGUUUAUAAAAUUCUUGCUCAUUAUCAUAAUCCAACAGAUGUUGAUAAUGAACUUUUAGUAUCAAUAACACCAUAUUCAUUAACAACUCAAGAACAACCACAACAAUCAUUUGAAACUAUAAUUUCUCCAAGUUCAAUGCCAACAACAAAAAUAAUUAAUCCUGAUAAUAAACCAAUUCCAAUAUCACAUGGAAGACAUAUAAUAAAAUUAAAAACAAAAAAACGUCUUUAUUUAGAUUAUAUAGUUCUUUUACCAUCAGAAUAUUAUGAAGGACAUAAUCUUAAAGAGGAUAUACAUGAAAUAUGUAAAAUAAAUCAAACAGAUAAUGAAUAUUGUGUUAAAAUAUUAUAUCCACAAAUACCAAAUACUAUAAAAGUAGAAAAACUAGAAAAAGUAUUUGAUAAUAUUAUUUUUAAUGUACCAAAUUCUGGUGAAUAUGUAGUAUUAUUUACUUAUAAUUAUUAUCGUCCAGAAAUUGAACCUGCUUCAGUAUGGGAUGAUCAAAAAAAAUUUGAAGGUGUAGCAAAUUUUGUUCAUUGUCCCUAUCAAACACCAUGUCGUGAGUUAGUUGUUAGUAAAGGUACUCCAACAAUAUUUAAUGUAACAAAAAGUGGUGAAUAUAAAAUUGGUAUAAAAUAUGUAAUACAAAAAGAUUUAGAAAUUAAGAAUAUUGAAAUUAUACCAUUAAAUGAAUGGAAAAAUUCAUAUUUAAAUGUUCAUAAAGUUUGUAUAUCAUUAAAUAAUAAAUGUGUUGAUCAAUCAUAUCCAGAUGCACAAAGUGGAAUUGUAACAGAAAUUGAAGAUUCUGAUGGAAAUAAACCAACACCAGGAGAAAAAUUAUCAUUUGAUAUAGCUAAGAAGAAUAAAAUUAAUGUAAUGUCAUUAGAUAAUUCUCAAAAUACUAUUGAAGUUAAUGGUAUAGUUGAUAAAGAAAAUUAUUAUAAUUUUAUUGUUGAUUAUUAUAAUCCAAAUGGUAAAGAAAGAAUAUUAAAUAUACUUUUUAAUGAUAAUAAUGAACAUACAUAUGAUGCUAAAUUAAAUAUUGAAUUUUGUCCUUCUCAUUCUGGUUGUAGAAGUAUUGUAACAUUUGAUCAAGGACAAUUAUAUCAAUAUGUUAAAGAUAAAUAUUCAUUAACAAUUAUUGGUGAAGAAGAUCUUUAUGAACCAAUAUAUUUUGAUACUGUUACAGCUGUUCCAUCACAAUUAUUUUCUCAAAAUUUACUUAAAUUACAACCAUUAGAAAUGUCUAAAGAAUUUACAAAUAGAUGUUCAGAAAAUUUAUAUAAAAAUGAUCCAGAAAAUGUUGAUGAAUAUUGUAAAGAAAAAAUAUUUUCACUUACUACUGAUUUUAAUGGUCAAGCACAACCAUGUAGUUGUAGUGCUUCUGGAUCACUUAGUUUUAAUUGUCAAGAAUAUGGAGGACAAUGUUCAUGUAAACCUAAUGUUAUUGGAAGAAAAUGUGAUAGAUGUGCACCAGGAUAUUAUUCUUUUCCAUCAUGUAUAAAAUGUAACUGUGGUCCUAAUGAAUCAUGUGAUGAAUAUACUGGACAAUGUUCUUGUCCUCAACAUGUUGAAGGUAAAAGUUGUGAUAAAUGUGUUAAAUAUGCUUAUGGAUAUGAUCCAUUAAUUGGAUGUCAAUUAUGUGGUUGUAAUAAAGAUGGAAGUGAAGGUGGUGAAUUAGAAUGUGAUCCAUUAUCUGGACAAUGUCUUUGUAAAGAUAAUGUUGGUGGAAGAAAAUGUGAAUCAUGUUUACCAGGUUUUUAUGGAUUUCCUUAUUGUAAUGAAUGUAAUUGUGAUACUAGAGGAACAACAUCUGACAUUUGUAAUUCACAAAAUUCUGAAUGUAUAUGUAAAAAAAAUGUUGGAGGAAGAAAUUGUAAUCAUUGUUUAAGAGGAACUUUUGAUCUUACUGAUAAAAAUCCAGAAGGUUGUUCUAAUUGUUUUUGUUUUGGUACAACAGAUUCUUGUAUCUCAUCAAUGUUUAAUGUUUAUUAUGAAGAAUUUGAUAAUUUUGCAUGGAAAUGUGAUGAUAUUAAUGGUGUUGUAUCAGGUGAUAAUGGUGAAAUAACUUAUACACCAUCAAAUGAUAAAUUAGUUAAAGAUGUUUAUUUAAUAUAUAAUCUUGAAAGUAAUAAUGAUUAUACUGGUAUUUAUGGUCAAUCUAUUUCAUAUUAUGCUUCAACAAUACCUAAUGAUAAAGAAAAAAUUUUUAAUAAUGAACCUGAUAUAAGAUUAAUUGGAGAACAUGGUAUUGCUGAAGCAUGGCUUCAAUUACAACCAUCUGAUCCAUCUAAAAAAUUUAUUGUAUCUAUUCAAUUACUUCCUGAAUUUUGGGUUAAAAAAGAUGGUGAACAUGUAUCUAGAAGUGAUCUUAUGAUGAUACUUGUUAAAUUAAAAGAAAUUCAAGUUAAAGUUUCAUAUUAUGAAAAACCUAUCAAAGCUUCUAUUUAUGAUUUUAAAAUGACUAGAGCAUAUCCAGAACAAAAAAGUGAUUUAUUUACUGUUUCAAGAUCAUCAUCAGUUGAGAAGUGUGAAUGCCCACCAUCAUAUACUGGUCCAUCAUGUCAAGAAUGUGCUCUAGGUUAUUAUCGUAUUAAGUCUGGUGAUUAUUUAGGUUCAUGUGUACCAUGUGAAUGUAAUGGACAUUCAGAUAUUUGUGAUAAAGAUACUGGUAUAUGUCAAGAUUGUCUUCAUAAUACAAUGGGAGAUCAUUGUGAAAUAUGUAUUGAAGGAUUUUAUGGUAAUGCUACAACUGGAACAGAAUAUGAUUGUUUAUCAUGUCCAUGCCCAUUAAGAGAAAAUAAUGAAAACUUUGCUAUUGGUUGUGAUGUUUAUGAAAAUGGUAGACCAGAAAAAUGUUAUUGUAAAGAAGGAUAUACAGGUGAAAUUUGUGAUCGAUGUGAUACUGGUUAUUAUGGCACACCAUUCAGAUCUGAUGGUUCAUGUCAAAAAUGUUUCUGUAACAAUAAUAAUAAUCUUACUGUUCCUGGAUCAUGUGAUAAUGUUAAAGGAUUUUGUAAUUAUUGUCAAAAUAAUACAUCUGGAAUGUAUUGUGAGGAAUGUGAUGAUUGGUAUUUUGGUGAUGCUAUUAAUGCUAAAAAUUGUACUACUUGUACUUGUGUAAUUGAAGGAACAGAAGAAUGUGACAAAACAACUGGUAAAUGUUAUUGUUUAGAAAAUGUACAAGGAGAAACUUGUAAUGAAUGUAUACCCGAAGCUUAUGGUUUUGAUUCAGGUGAAGGAUGUAAAAUGUGUAAUUGUGGUGAGGCAUCAUCUAAUAAACAGUGUGAUUUAAAAACUGGACAAUGUGCUUGUAUGCCAGGAGUUACUGGUUUACAAUGUGAUCGUUGCAUGCAAGGAUUUUGGAAUUAUAGUCCAGAAGGAUGUAAAAAAUGUGACUGUGAAGCUGAUUUAUCAAAAGGAACUGUUUGUGAUGUUAAUACUGGUCAAUGUCAUUGUCAACCAGGAGCUACAGGACCAAGAUGUGAUCAAUGUAUAGCAAAUUUUUUAAAAAUUCCAGAUUAUGGUUGUAGACAAUGUGAUAAUUGUGUAUUUUCAUUAAGAGAUAUGUUAGAUGUUAUGGAAGGUACAUUACAAACAGUUAUAGAGACAGUCGAUUCAACUCCACCAGCAGCAUUAGUUGGAGCUAAAUUAAGUAAAUAUGAAAAAGAAUAUAAGUUAUAUAAUCCAUUAGUUCAAAAAUUAAUAAUUCAAAAAGAUAAUGAAACAUUUUUAAAUGAACUUGCUGAAGUUGAAGAAUUAAAAAAAAAUUCAUCACUAAAUGUUAUAAGAUCAAAUAUGACAUUAACUCAUCUUAAUGAAUAUAUAGAAUCAAUAAAAAAUUUAAUUCAAGAAACUAGUGAAUUAAAUGAUGAUGCAAAAUACAUGUAUGAAACAACAAAAAAUAUUGUUGAUGGAAUAAAACAAAUUCCAGGAUUAUUUAUGUCGAAACAAAAUAUAGAAAAUCGUGAAUAUUUAAUUAAAGGUGCUUCUAAUAUUUUAUCAACAAUGACUUCAAAUGAUAAUUUUGAUAUGAAAAAAAUAGAAAUUAUUAAGAAACUUGAUGAUAUUAAAAAUAAAAUUAAUGAUAUAAAUAAAAUAACAAAACGAAAUGAAAACAUUAAAAAGUAUAUUGAAAAAUUAGAUAAAGAAAUAGACGAAUCGUCAAAAUUAACAAAUGAACAGUUGGAUCAAUUAAUUAAUAUUAGUAGUAUUGUUAAACAGUUAAAUAAAACAUUAAAUGAAAAUGUCUUAUUUAGAAUAAAUGCAGCUAUUAAAGGUCUUAAUGAAGGAAAUCAAAACUUACCUUCAAUGAUAUCCAAUAUAGAUAAAAAAAUUAUUGAAACAAAGAAAAUAUUGAAUAAUUAUACUAACAUUUCAACACAACUUGUUGAUUUGAAAGAAACACUUCAAGUUUAUAUAAAUGAUUUAAAAAUUGAAAAUGAUAAAAUAUCAAGAAAAAAGAGAAAUAUUGAUAGUAGAAAAUUAAAUCAAAAUGUUGGAAAAUUAGAAAUUCAAUCAAAUGAAAUUAAGGAAAUGUUUGAGAAUACCAAAAGAGUUUCUGGAAAUGCAGUUGAAGCGGGAAAUGUUUACAAAAAUAUAACAGAAAUUAUUAAAAAUGCUAAUGAUAUAACAUUAAAAGCAUUAGAAAUAUGUGAAGAUGGUGCCAAAAAUUCAGAUGGUCUUGAAAGUAUUGUUAAAGAAAUAAAAGAAGAUAACGGAAAAGUUAUGAAUACUAUCAAUGAUAUAAGAAAAGAUCUUUUAAAUGAUGUUGUUUUUAAAAAUAACAAGAUUAAUGAUAAUUUAAAUGAAUUGAAAGAGAAAGUUGGUACAUUAAAAGAAAAUAUUAAAAAACAUCGUGAUAUACCUAGAGAAUCUAUUGAUGAUGAAGAAUUUGUAAAUAAAGUAACAGAAACAAAAAAAUCAUUAGAUAAUCUUAAAAAUGAUUUAAAUUCAAUCAUUGCUAAUAGUGAUAGUGUUGUUGAAGCCACUAAUAACUUUACAAAUGAUUGUUCUAGGGUUAGUCAAGAAAUUCGUGGAACAAAAGUUCAAAUAGAUGAUUUAAUAAAAAUGAGUGAACCAACAAUUGAAAAAAUGAAAUCAUUUGAGAAAAAAAUGACUAAUUUCACAAGUCAUAUAAACACUGCUCAAGCAAAAUUGGCUGCUUUACGUGAAAAAAUAGAUAUUGCAAGAAAUAUGGCUAAUAGAAUUAAGUUAGGAGCACAUUUUGAGAAAGGAAGUUCACUUGAAUUAAAUGUUAAAGGAAAAGUACAAGAUGUUGCUGGAUUUAGUGAUAUUUCUUUCUAUAUGAAAACACGUUCUCUCACUGGUUUAGUAAUGUAUUUUGGUAACACUGGAACAUCUUCAUCUAUUGAGUAUAUUGCAAUGAAUUUAGUAAAUGGAAGACCAAAAAUAUCUAUUAAUCUUGGAAAGACACCGGUUGAAGUUACACUUAAUACAAUGAUUAAUGAUAAUAAUUGGAGAUUUUAUAGAAUUGAAAGAAUUGGUAAAAGUAUUUCAAUUUACCUUAGCAAGCCUAUGUCAUUAGAGAAUGAAGAAACUAAACAGCUAAUAUUACCAUCUGAUAGACAUGUUUUUAAUCUUGAUCCAAGUAGAGGUAAAUUAUUACUUGGUGGAAUAACAGAUGAAUUGAUUCCAAAGAAGAUAAUUAGUAAAGAUUUUAUUGGUUCAAUAGAAGAAUUCCGUAUCAAUAAUAUUUAUAAUAGUUUAUGGAGUUAUAAAAGACAAGUUAAUGUUACUGGAGCUUUAGUUAGACCAAUAUUUAAAGAUGAAUUGUCAAGUGAUGGUGUUAGUUUUGAUGGUAAUGGUUAUAUUGCAUUACCACAUGAAAAAUGGGAUGUUACAAAAAAUACUGCUUUUACAAUGUCCUUCCAAACAUAUGUAUCCAAUGGUUCACUAUUUUUCCUUGGUAAAGAUAAUGAUUAUUUAAUGGUAAAAAUUGAAAAUGGAUACAUUAAAUUAUUAAUAAAUCUUGGAUCUGGUGAUAUGGAAAUAAGUAGUAUUAAAAAUACCUAUGCUGAUGGACAUUGGCAUUCAUUACGUGUUGAUAGAGUUGAUAAAAAAGCACGUCUAACUGUUGAUGAUGUAGAUAAAGUUGAAGGUGAAACUUUUGGAAGUAUGAGUGAAUUAAAAUAUGACAAAUUAUAUUAUCUUGGUGAUGUUGGUUAUGAAACUAAAAAAAAAUACCAAGUAAUUCCAUUUAGAGGUUGUAUUAAAAAUUUUAAAGUUGGAAAUAAUUUUGUUGAUCUUAGAAAAGCAUUAUCUUCUAAGGGUGUACAAAUGUCAUGUCCUUCACAAAUUAUUAGACUUGCUACAUUUACUACACCACAAUCUUCUAUAAAAUUUGAAAAAACAACUAUUGAUAAAAAUAUUGAAAUUUCAUUAAAAUAUAAAACUAUUCAAAAUAAAUUAACAUUAUUCACACUAGAAGAUGUUAAUAAUAAUAAUAAUGAAAUGAGAUUUAUUAUUGAUAAUGGAUAUCUUUAUCUUUUAAUAAAUGAAGAAGAACUUGCUAAAUCAGAUUUUAUUUCAGCAUCAGAUGGAAAUUGGCAUUUAGCUUCUUUAUUUAUAGAUAAAGAUUCUAUUAAAAUAUUUGUUGAUGAUAUACUUCUUAAGACAAUUGAAAAACCAAUUUCUAUUUAUAACAACUUUAGAGAAGUUUCUUUAAGAAUCGGUGCUAAUGACGAGAAAUGUGAUCCUAAAUAUUGUAUUAGUGAUUUAAUCUUUAACCAAAAUCUUCUUAAUCUUGCUGAAGGCAUUGUCAAUGAUGUCAAACUACAGGAAUGUAGUACCGUAACUUCUAAUGAAGAUUGUAUCUCAACAUUGAAAUCAUUUACUUCUAGUAAUGAAAUUACUUCUGGUGAAAAAUCAUCUACCUCAGCUGAAGAAACAAUAUAUACUCUUCCCAGUGAUGAAGAAGAUGAUGAUUUAUCUAUUAUAGAAUCUACAACACCAAAAAUUACAUAUAAUUCAGAAGCAUGUUAUAUACCAAAAGAUAAUAAAGAAAAUAAUGGAAUAAGAUUUGGUUUACAACAACAUUCACGUGUUGAAUAUGAAGAACCUUCAAUUUUCCUUUCAUCAGAUUCAAUGGCAAUUUCUGUUAUGAUUAAACCAACAGCGGCUAAUGGAUUAAUUGCAUAUAUUUCAAAUCCUUUAACAACUGAAUUUAUGUCAAUAUAUCUUAUGGAAGGUUUUGUACAUUUUACUUUUGGAAAUGAAAAUAAUAACAUUGACUUGAAGAGUAAAAUAAAUAUUUUAAAUGAAAAAUGGCAUACAAUAAGAGCUGAAAGAGAAAAAAAUGUUGGAAUUCUUCAAAUAAAUAGUAAAACAGAAAAUGAAGGACAAACAACUGGAGAAAUGAAUAUUCUUGAUCUUAAAGGACCAGUAUUUUUUGGUGGUCUUUCAAGUGACAUUCAAGCAACGUACUCUAAACUUUUCCCUAAUAUGACAAUCAAAUUUACUGGAUGCAUGAGUGAAUUCAAAUUAAAUGAAAAAGAUUUUACUUCACAAAGAAAUGAUAUUGGUAUUAAAAAUUGUAGUGAGUCAAAUGAAAUAGGUAUGUUUUUUGGUUCAUCUGGAGGAUAUGCUGUACUUAAUCAAGAUUUUUCUGUUGGUUCUAACUUUAAAUUAGAAUUUGAAAUUAAACCAAGAACAAAAGAUGCUAUUUUACUUUCUAUUGGUGUUGAUGAUUCAUUCAAUUUCCAAUUAAUUAAUGGUACAUUAAAAUUAACAGUUGCUACAGGAAAUGUUCAAGAAUCAAUAGAAUUUUCAACACCAUAUUCAGGAUACUUUUGUGAUGGUCAAUGGCAUAAUAUAAUUUUAUAUAAAAAUAAAAAUCUUAUUUCAUUAAGUGUAAAUGGUAAGAGUAAAUUUUUAUUCUUAAAAGGUAAGAAAAAGGUAGAUGGUCUGGUAAAAGAUGCUCUUUAUCUUGGAGGUAUACCAAAAGAUAUUAAAUCAAGAGGACUUGAAACAACUUCAUCAUAUCAAGGAUGUAUACGUGUUAGCACAUUUGAUAAGAAAAGUAAAAGAGCACGUAAACAAAUUAAUAUUCUUGAUAAAGUUCAAUAUUUUGGCGAUAUUACUCCAAGUAUAUGUCCCCUUCAUUAA